AUGGGUUUACUCCUUCAGAGUGUGCCGAGCUUAUCUAACUGGCUGGAAACACACAGGCCUCAGGCCUCAGCACUGAAGAGGACCAGCAAACUGUUCAUUGGAACUUUAGGAAAAGCAAAAGAGCAAUCAUCAUCAAUGUCAAAGAAAACCUACAAACGGCUGAAGCCCUUGGUGGAGGAGAUUGCAAUGGUCCUUGGGCUUUCAUCACAGGGAAAUGCAGGACAAAAGCAGGGUCUGAUAUGGGUGCUGGACAGUCACCAAUCCUAG
Messenger RNA from Marasmius oreades (fairy-ring Marasmius), 267 nucleotides. RefSeq lists its product as uncharacterized. The record is from RefSeq and is a predicted model, not a curated record. Bases 1 to 267 code for a protein of 88 amino acids. The transcript has 2 exons. Lineage: Eukaryota; Fungi; Basidiomycota; Agaricomycetes; Agaricales; Marasmiaceae.